Messenger RNA from [Torrubiella] hemipterigena, 975 nucleotides. NCBI's taxonomy places the organism in Eukaryota, Fungi, Ascomycota, Sordariomycetes, Hypocreales, Clavicipitaceae. The record is from the annotation of a GenBank genome assembly.
AUGUCUCCUUCUCUUGGAGGAGUAACAGCCACUCUCUGUUUGCAUAUUGCUGAAUUGUACAUUUUCCUUUCUUUAUUUCCGCAUAUGUCUAAUGCCAUGUCGACUGUCGCACACAGCAAACAUGCACCUGAAUCUCUCAUGAUAGUGCCCUUGCUCGACCUUGAGGUUGAAGUCGACGACCGUCUACACACCCCGGAGCAUGGAGAUGCUGUUGAUUGGUCUGUUGCGUUUCAUCGCCAGUUCAUUACAACUAGCACCGGCACGCGAACUGCAACCAUGGGCAUAGCAUUCGGUAAUCAAUUCAAAGCAAUUGCAAACUUGUCUAUUGACGACAUUCGAGCAUCUUGUGAACGCAGAGGCCCUGUUUUUAUGUUUCACAAUCCCCCCAGCGUUGAGCUUCGGACCGACAACUACGCCGUACGAGCCAUAUUUGCAUCCGAAUACAAUCUCUCCUUUUUCGGGGCUCUCAUGAAGAGACUAGGUAUUACGUUCAUCGAGCGUACAAGACCACAGCAAGAGGUAGAGCUUCGGCAUAAUAAUCCGCAAUAUUGCGCCCAACCAGCUUUGUCAAUACUGCCUCCACAUCUGUAUCAACGAACCCUUCUCCAGUAUGAAACGAACCUACGCGACAGCAUGUCAGUCUACCGAUCAUGGAUACAACACCAACAUCUCGAAAUCCAGGCGAAGGAAAACGUGCGACUCUCCGAGAAGCGAAGACAAACAUGGGCAAUAUUAAAACCUCAGCGCGUACAACAACAAGUAUCGUUGAAGAGCUCCAGCUUAGCCGUAUACCAGAAUCGCUAUCCGCCAAAUCCUCAUUCCCAUUCAUCUGAGAUUCCAAAAGACGCCAAUCUCAAUACAAUAGCAAGGAAAAACGAUGUUGUUACUUCUGAGCCUCCCGGUAGCUGUGAACUAUCCUCUAUUUUACUAAAAAAGCGAAAAUUACCUUUUUCUGAUAAAUACGCAAAAAAGUGA